Molecule: messenger RNA, 2653 nt
Organism: Spinacia oleracea (spinach)
Lineage: Eukaryota; Viridiplantae; Streptophyta; Magnoliopsida; Caryophyllales; Amaranthaceae
Product: protein phosphatase 2C 70
Exons: 13
Coding region: 29-1969 (646 amino acids)
Biological process (GO): protein dephosphorylation
Molecular function (GO): protein binding; cation binding; protein serine/threonine phosphatase activity
Source: RefSeq, a predicted model, not a curated record
CGAGAUCAAUCAAAAAACGUACACAAUUAUGUACAAGUCUCAGGAAACUAAAGCGAGUGUAUAUGUGUUUUUAAAAGGGGGCGUUGAAAAUGAUUUAAAUGCGACCAUUUCAAAGCGCUCUUCUCGCUAUCCCCCUCCUCCUAUCACCUUCCCCCCCACCCCCAUUUUCUCUCUCCUCUUUCUCUCUCCUCUCCUCUCCUCUCCUCCCAUGGCGAUAGUAGCUUCCAUUGUCGUUGCCAUCAUCGUCUUUAUCAUGUUUCUUCUCGUCCUUCUUCUCGUCUUCCUAGCCUGUAAACCAUGGCGAUUCUUCUCCCGCUCUUUCCGUCGACAACAACAACAACCUCUCUCUAUCAAGGUUGAUGAAGAGAGGCCUUUGGUGCAAGAAGAUUCUGAUCAGCUCUUGAGCCAAAGAAAUGAACCAUUAAAAUUUCACACUUCAGAGUGUUCACAUUUGCAAACUGAAGGGCUUUUUAAUUUACCUGGAUCACAUAGCCUUACUUACAAACAGAGGCUUCCCCCUCCUGCACCUCACUCGACACUAGGUGGUAGUUUAGUGUUGGACAUAGGUAAUCAGGCAGAAGAUCUUUUGGUUGGUCAAACAUUGAGGCGUCCCUUGUUGACAAACCAUUUUAUUGAAGAGCAAAAAUGCACUACAAAGGACGGGCUAAAUCACGACUCAAGGCUUAGGCCAGAUAAUGUCAAAUUUCAGAGUAUUUCCAAAGACGUUCUUGAUCAAGGAAGCUGCCUCUCCCUUGAAGUUAUCACUGGUCCUGCAUGUGGGCUUCAGUCUUCAGUGUGGUCUACAGAUACGUCUAAACUCCCACUUACUCUUGGAAGGGUCCCACCAAGUGAAGUGGUGCUGAAGGAUUCAGAGGUUUCUGGAAAGCAUGCUAUGAUAAAAUGGAACUCUAAUAAAUUGAAAUGGGAGCUAAUAGACAUGGGUAGUCUUAAUGGAACUCUUCUAAAUACAAAGGCUGUACAUCAUCCUGACUUUGGAAGCAGAACUUGGGGUGAGCCUAAGGAGCUUGUUAGCGGCGAUGUAAUAACUCUUGGCACCACAUCCCAGAUAAGUGUGCAAAUUACACCUUUGGCUCAAUCGGAGGUCCCAGUUGGAGUAGGCAUUGCAUCAGAUCCCAUGUCUACACGCCGUGGAGGAAAACGACUUCCCAUGGAAGAUGUCUGCUAUUACCAAUGGCCACUUCCGGGGGCAGAGCAGUUCGGACUUUUUGGUAUUUGCGAUGGACACGGUGGAGCAGCUGCAGCUGAGUCUGUGAGCAAAAUUCUUCCCGAGACAGUAGCAACCAUUUUGUUGGAUUCGUUAAGAAGGGAGAAGGUUUUCUCUCGGCAAGAUGCGUCAGAUGUGCUUAGGGAAGCAAUUUCCCAGACAGAAGCAUGCUUAAAUCACUAUUAUGAGGGUUGUACUGCAACAGUGCUUCUUGUUUGGGGUGAUGGUUAUGACAGUUUCUUUGCUCAAUGUGCCAAUGUUGGGGAUUCGGCCUGUAUUAUGAAUAUUGAUGGGAGACAGAUUAAGAUGACUGAAGACCAUAGGAUUACUAGCUAUUCUGAGAGGCAGCGUAUCAAUAAGACAGGAAACCCAUUAAAGGAUGGGGAUACACGCCUUUGUGGUCUUAAUCUUGGGAGAAUGCUUGGUGACAAAUUUUUGAAGGAGCAGGAUGCUCGAUUUAGUUCAGAGCCAUAUAUUAGUCAAGUUGUCCCUAUUGGUCAAGCAAGUGAAGCCUCUGUUGUUUUGGCAAGUGACGGCUUGUGGGAUGUGAUCAGUGCAAAGAAGGCAAAUCAGUUUGUUCUUCAGGCAAAGGAAAGAUACUCCAAUGAUAGGAAGGGUUGUGCACAGAAGAUAGCUAAUUUUUUGUUAAACGAGGCUAGAAAACUGCGCACAAAGGAUAACACCUCGGUAGUUUAUGUAGAUUUUGACAGUGCUUUGAGAUCCCUGUGUAAAUAUGAGCCAUGAUAUGUAAUAUUUAAGGAUUUGGUAGAUAAUCAUCUACUCAUCAUCUUCAGAAGAGGUAAUUUGGUAACUGGAUGGUCAUCAUCUGUCACAGUAUUACUUCAAUCUCUGGACACUGGUGGAAGAUCCAUCAGACUACUGAGACUUGAAGUCAGAAUUUCAAGCCCAGAAUAUGUCUAAAAUGCUUGUCAAUAAUAUAUGGCAACUGUUAAUGCUUGGAACGGUUACAUUCCCGUGAUUCAAAUGUAAAUUUCGUGGAAGCUGUUGUUCGCUUCAUCGCAUAAAGCUCAAUGGUGGAAAACUGAUCGAUGACUGGGUGAAUAUGAAGACGGGAAAUUAAUUGCUUAUGAACUGCUUGGUAUUGGUAUACCUUAUAAACUGCUAUAUUAUAUAGCAGAGUUGUUUAGAAAAUCAUGUUCAGUAGAUUACCAUAGGAGAUAAUUCUUCAAUUGUUGACAACUAGGUUGCUGUACCUGUACUGUGCAUAAAUAAGCCUUUGAGCUGGCAUGAUGCAGCAAAAUUGGAUUAACCAAUUCUUAGUUGGAGCAGAAUGUAAAUUUAGUGGAUAAUUUGCAACAUGAUCUCGCGGUCCCAUACACACUCCGCGUUUGAGAAUCAUCUUAUCAGUACUUAAUUUAACCAUAUCAUUUUAUGCAUGUUUUUAUGUAGAGGUACGCUAUUUUGGUA